GGCUUAAAGUUAGUUUUUUAGACUCCCCGAUACCGGAGAAGAAUUACCAUUAAAAGUCACUCUGCAGAAAACGUUUUGUCGUUCAUAUCGGGACACUCGAAUAAAAAUAAAAUAAAAAUUCAAACUUGAGGAUUAUUGUUUCCAUUGGACUUCCAUUUCAAUUUGGAUUUUAAUAUUUCUCUCUUCCGAUUGAAUUGAACAGGCAUAAAGUUAGUGUCAUCAUGAAGUUGACAGGAAUAUUUUUACUCUUGAUGCUCUGGAACUGCGAGAGCGCACGAGUUGCAGAGAGUCGGGACGAUAACAGUGUGUACGACCUGUUUGAACUGGUCCAAGUCCCCAAGAAAAACCAUGGGGUCACCCUCGUGAAGGGCGACGAUCCAUACAGCCCCGCCUACAAGAUCCUCAACCCAGACCUGAUCCCCCCGGUACCCGAGAACUCCUUCAGGGACCUCAUCGAUUCCAUCCAUGAGGAGAGGGGGUUCCUCUUGCUGCUGAACUUCAAGCAGUUCAAGAGGACAAGAGGAAGCCUCCUUACCGUGGAGAAGCUGGACGGUUCCGGACCCGUUUUCGAGAUUAUUUCCAACGGGAAGGCUAACACUUUGGAUGUGGUUUUCUCCACCGAGAACAAGCAGCAGGUGGUUUCCAUUGAGGACGUGGACUUGGCGACGGGGCACUGGAAGAACAUCACUCUGUUCGUGCAAGAGGACCGGGCGCAGCUCUACGUUGGGUGCGAUGAGGUCAACACUGCCGAGCUAGACGCUCCGGUCCAGAGCAUCCUCACUCAUGAGAUAUCCACCAGCGCGCGCCUCCGCAUUGGCAAGGGAGCGGUGAAGGACCGAUUUAUGGGAGUGCUUCAAAACGUACGCUUUGUGUUUGGAACGACCCUUGAUGCCAUUCUGCGCAACAAAGGAUGCCAAAACUCAAUCAUGACUGAUACCAUCACUUUGGACAACCCCAUCAAUGGAUCCAGCCCCGCUAUUAGAACCGAUUACACAGGCCACAAAACCAAAGACCUGCAGAUGAUCUGUGGUUUCUCCUGUGAGGACCUGGCCAGCAUGUUCAAGGAGCUAAGGGGCCUGGGGGUGGUGGUAAAGGAGCUCUCUAACGAACUGCGCAAAGUGACGGAUGAGAACAAGCUGCUGAUGAACCGUGUCGGCAUCCACAUUGGCGUCUGUCUGCACAAUGGCAUCGUCCACAAGAACAAGGAUGAGUGGACCGUCGAUGACUGCACGGAGUGCACUUGUCAGAACUCCGCCACGGUGUGCCGCAAGAUCUCCUGCCCUCUGAUCCCCUGUGCCAACGCCACCGUGCCCGAUGGGGAGUGCUGCCCUCGCUGUGGAACACCGAGUGACUACGCGGAGGACGGCUGGUCCCCCUGGUCUGAAUGGACCCACUGUUCUGUGUCGUGUGGGCGGGGCAUCCAGCAGCGAGGUCGCUCCUGCGACCGCAUCAACAACAACUGCGAGGGCACGUCGGUGCAGACCCGCGACUGCUACCUCCAGGAGUGCGACAAACGCUUCAAGCAGGACGGCAGCUGGAGCCACUGGUCGCCCUGGUCCUCCUGCUCGGUGACUUGCGGCGCGGGCGUCAUCACCCGGAUCCGCCUCUGCAACUCCCCCACGCCCCAGCUGGGCGGCCAGGACUGCCAGGGCGAGGGACGCCAGACUGAGAAGUGCCAGAAGUCUCCGUGCCCCAUCAAUGGCAACUGGGGACCCUGGUCACCGUGGGAUACCUGCUCUGUCACCUGUGGGGGAGGGGCCCAAACUCGUAAGCGUCUGUGUAACAACCCUGUGCCCAACUAUGGCGGGAAGGAGUGUCAGGGUGAAGCCAAAGACUCACAGCUAUGCAACAAGAAAAGUUGUCCCAUCGACGGAUGCCUGUCUAAUCCCUGCUUUGCCGGAGCCAAGUGCACCAGCUUCCCUGAUGGGACCUGGAAAUGUGGGAAGUGCCCAACAGGGUACUCAGGAAACGGCAUCAAAUGCAAGGACAUCGACGAGUGCAAAGAAGUGCCUGACGCUUGCUUUGAGUUCAACGGUGUGCACAGGUGUGAGAACACAGACCCUGGCUACAACUGUCUGCCCUGCCCCACCCGCUUCUCCGGCCCUCAGCCCUUCGGCAAGGGUGUGGAGGAGGCAGCCGCCAAGAAGCAGACGUGCGCACCACGUAACCCCUGUCUGGACGGGAGCCACGACUGCAACAAGAACGCCCGCUGCAACUACCUGGGCCACUUCGCUGACCCCAUGUUCCGCUGCGAGUGCAAGCCAGGCUACGCCGGAAACGGGCGCAUCUGUGGGGAGGACACGGACCUGGACGGCUGGCCCAACUCAGACCUGGUCUGUGUGGAGAAUGCCACCUACCACUGCAAAAAGGACAACUGUCCCAACCUUCCCAACUCUGGCCAGGAAGACUACGACAAGGAUGGCAUCGGUGACGCUUGUGACAACGACGACGACAAUGAUGGUAUCCCUGACGACAGGGACAACUGCCCGUUCAUCUACAACCCCAGGCAGUUUGAUUACGACCGUGACGAUGUUGGUGACCGCUGCGAUAACUGCCCGUACAACAGCAACCCAGACCAGACAGACACGGACAGCAAUGGAGAAGGAGAUGCCUGCUCGCUGGACAUCGAUGGAGACGGAAUUCUGAACGAGAAGGACAACUGCCCCUACGUGUAUAACGUUGACCAGAGGGACACAGACCUGGAUGGCGUGGGUGACAUGUGUGACAACUGCCCUUUGGAGCAUAAUCCUGACCAGGUGGACUCUGAUGACGAUCGCGUGGGAGACAAAUGUGACAGCAACCAGGACAUCGACGAAGACGGCCACCAGAACAACCUGGACAACUGUCCCUACAUCCCCAACGCCAACCAGGCCGACCACGACAAGGACGGGAAAGGAGACGUAUGCGACCAUGACGACGACAACGACGGUAUCCCUGACGAAAAAGACAACUGCAGACUGGUCUUUAACCCUGACCAGCUGGAUUCGGAUGGUGAUGGUCGCGGAGAUGCCUGCAAGGAUGACUUUGACCAAGACAACGUGCCUGACAUCUACGACGUUUGUCCUGAGAACUUUGACAUCAGCGAGACAGACUUCAGAAAGUUCCAGAUGGUGCCUUUGGACCCCAAAGGCACCUCACAGAUCGACCCCAACUGGGUGGUCCGCCACCAGGGCAAAGAACUGGUGCAGACAGUCAACUGCGACCCUGGCAUUGCUGUUGGUUUUGAUGAGUUCAACUCUGUGGACUUCAGCGGGACGUUCUUCAUUAACACGGAGAGGGACGAUGACUAUGCCGGCUUUGUCUUUGGAUACCAGUCAAGCUCCAGGUUCUACGUGGUGAUGUGGAAGCAGAUCACCCAGACCUACUGGUCCAACAAGCCCACCAAGGCCCAGGGUUACUCAGGCCUGUCCAUCAAGAUGGUUAACUCCACCACUGGACCGGGAGAGCACCUGAGGAACGCCCUGUGGCACACAGGGAACACACCUGGACAGGUGAAAACUCUAUGGCACGACCCAAAGAACAUCGGAUGGAAAGACUUUACUGCCUACAGAUGGCAUCUAAUCCACAGACCAAGAACAGGACACAUCAGAGUGGUGAUGUACGAGGGCAAGAAGAUCAUGGCUGACUCUGGAAGUAUCUACGAUAAGACGUAUGCAGGUGGACGGCUAGGUCUUUUUGUCUUCUCUCAGGAGAUGGUAUACUUCUCAGACCUCAAGUAUGAAUGCAGAGAUGCAUAAAUACAUGGAGCAGGAAGCUCUGAGAAAAAAAGCACCUUUCUGUACAAACAUGAACUCACGUAUUCUUGAUGCCCAGGGACCCUUUUUUCCCUUUUUUACGCUUUCAACUUUUCUGUGGCACGCACACGACCUGGCGAGGGUGUGCGGUCAGCCUCAGGGGGAAUGAUGCUGGUUUGGACAGAGAACCAGCUGACUGCCAGUGGAGAUUCAGAGAGACUCCCCCCCCCCCCACUCUCAUCCAAGCAGAGUAGGUAUCACUGAGGAACCAGCCCCCUUCUCUUCUCCUGAGCCAGUGUCUUCUCUGUCGCUCCCUGUUUCUCUUUGAAAGACCUCAUUCAGUUCUUUGCGGGAUCGGCUCCCCAUAGAAAAAUAGACAACUAUGCACUUCCCAACCUCAACGUCUCUCUCUCGCUCCAACUUUUUCUCUCUCACAUUGCCUUUCUUUCAUUUUCUGGAUGGGCGUCCCAAAGAAAAAGACUGAUCAUUUUCCCUCCUUAAAAAAACCCAACCAGAUCUACCAGGCUGUAGAUUGUGAAUGACAUGACCCUAAGUUUGCUCUGAAACUGCAGAAAGCAAAACAUAUUUUUCACUUGUAUGUUUUGUUAGGAGAACUCCUGACUCUCAGUGGCAGUUGAGUAACCACAAGUCAUGGAGGGCUGAUAACUCGAUGUAUGUCUUCAUUUUUGUGUAAAUAAGAACGUAAAAAACUGCUUUACUAUAACCCAUUUACAGUAUAUUUGCUGUUAAAAGUAAUUUUUGAGAAGUGUUGCAGAGACAAAAGAAAACAAAAAAACGAAAUUAAAAUGAGCCGAAAAAAAUUGUCAAUACAUCAAUACAUGUACUUUGUGGCUGGCAUUAGAUCGAUCUAGUUGAGUUAUGAGCAUUAUGUAACAUUCUCAGGGUAAGAUGCGAGCUGCCAUCUUAGCAUUACAAUCCAAGACACACAGCACCAAGGGAGUACUAUGUUGAGCAGGUGGAUGGCCAGAGCGAGACUGUCUGCCCACUUUCUAACAGUAUAAUGUUUUACUAAAAUUACUUUUUGUAUUCUUCUCCAAACAAGAAAACAUUCAUUGCAAAAAUCAAGCCAUUUGACAGAAGAUGUAUUUCAUCUUCGGAGGUUUAAAUUAAAAACGAUGUAAAUAACACACCGUAACUUAUUAAACUUUGUCUACAAUGUAGGCAGCGAAGAAUUCCAAUAUUAUUUUUUUGUUUUCUCGACGUACCUGGUGGAAAUCGGCAUCUGGUUAGGUUAGUGGCUAACGUAAACACUAACGCUAACGUGUCAGCUCUGGCUCUCUGCUGCGCAACGCAGCCUGUCCUCCCGCCGACAGAGCGUCAGCUACCUGCCGUGCCGAGAUCCAGGGCUUCUCGGUGAGAUGUGCGUGUGACCUGUGUGCCUUUUCUUCAGAAAGAGAGAGAACAAAGGAACCUUUGAUGUACAAAUAUUACCUCAUUGCUGUGUAUAAUUUGAUCAAACAAACAAAAAAAGCGUAGUACUUUUUUCACAUGCUUACAGAAUACGAAUCGAUCCAACAUUUUAUUGCUACUGUAGCAUGAGCUGUAAAUAGUAUUACUUUUCUUUUAUAAGAGACCCCCGUGUUCUCUCUACCUGCCCAAUGGAAUAAACAGAUCAGACGGGAGAGUUAUAAAUAAUAUGUUUUGCUUUAUGUAUGCUCUUUUUAAUGGAUAAAUUAUUGUUCUGUUUUGUCUUUGCUUUUUUUGUAAAGUUGAUACAGUAUGUGUGUGUGUAAGUGUGUGUCUAAGUGUGUAUGUAAGUGCGUGUGCGCGCACACGCGAGUUUGUGUGUGGAUAAAUGCUAUUUAAAUAAUUUAUCAGGAUUUGCUGCCUGAGAAAGGGGGCGUGUCCGUCUGUAUAAACGGUUUGCACACUGACGCGAGGAUGUUCUGUUCUUUAUCGUUUGUACCUUUUUUAUUACUGUUAUCAUCGUCAUUUUUGUACAAUUAGUGAUGCUUGUCUGUAAACAUUUUUACGUAGUUUGCAAAAUUCUGUUUUUAUCCAUAGCUAUUAUUUUGUUACAUACUUGGAAAACAAUAAAAUAGUUGUUUAACUUUUAAAAA
Hypomesus transpacificus is the source of this 5815-nucleotide messenger RNA. It is a transcript of the gene thbs1b, whose product is annotated as thrombospondin 1b. NCBI's taxonomy places the organism in Eukaryota, Metazoa, Chordata, Actinopteri, Osmeriformes, Osmeridae. Gene Ontology annotation, cellular component: extracellular region. The transcript is spliced from 23 exons. Gene Ontology annotation, molecular function: protein binding; calcium ion binding. Gene Ontology annotation, biological process: negative regulation of angiogenesis; cell adhesion. The coding region runs from base 222 to 3737 and encodes 1171 amino acids. The record is from RefSeq and is a predicted model, not a curated record.